This is a messenger RNA of Oppia nitens, 747 nucleotides long. Its product is annotated as speckle-type POZ protein B-like. The record is from RefSeq and is a predicted model, not a curated record. Gene Ontology annotation, molecular function: ubiquitin protein ligase binding. Bases 1 to 747 code for a protein of 248 amino acids. The transcript has 2 exons. Gene Ontology annotation, cellular component: cytoplasm; nucleus. Gene Ontology annotation, biological process: proteasome-mediated ubiquitin-dependent protein catabolic process; regulation of proteolysis. Lineage: Eukaryota; Metazoa; Arthropoda; Arachnida; Sarcoptiformes; Oppiidae.
AUGACAUCGACGACAACAAUUGAGACAUCGACCCGUGUAGUGGACAAAAGUGUCAAAGUCAUACAUAAGUGUAAAGUCAUAUUCAAAGUGGACAACUUCGGCGAUGAAUUGGACAACAAUUGUAAACAACAAUUGAUUAAUAAUAAAACACAGGUAUUGACAGACAAUACACUUACUGUUGGCUUUGAUAUUACUGUCUACAAGACUGAUGAUUGCAAUAGUGGUCUAAUAUUUGAUCACUUGUUUGGUGUCCGCGAACUCACCGAUUGUCGACUCGUUGUCGGCAAAGACAAGAAAGAAUUUUUUGUCUCAAAACUGGUUCUCAGCGCCCGAUCGGAAGUCUUCCGAAAGAUGUUUACCACUGAUUGUUUGGAAAAGAAAACAAAUGAAGUGGUCAUCGAUGACAUCGACAGCAAUGUCUUCGAGCAAUUUCUUUGUUAUCUUUAUACCGGAAAAUGUAAUAAAUUGGAUCAGAUGUGUGAGGAUCUGCUAUUAGUGGCCGACAAGUAUUUGGUUGAAUCGUUUAAGACUAUAUGUCUGAAUUGUAUUUCAAUGAAAAUCAAUAUAAAUAAUGCUUUCAAAUCACUUAAAAUACUACAAGACUUUGGUGCCGAUAAAGAUAUUAUUGAAAAGUCUAUUAAAUUUAUAUCCGAAAACAUCACAUCAGUUGUCGGUCAAGAAAUUGGUAAACAAUACGGUAUUAAUUUAGAGUCAAUUUCUAAGAUUAUUGAUAAUAUUAAAAAAUAA